This is a messenger RNA of Macrosteles quadrilineatus (aster leafhopper), 3977 nucleotides long. Its product is annotated as erythroid differentiation-related factor 1. NCBI's taxonomy places the organism in Eukaryota, Metazoa, Arthropoda, Insecta, Hemiptera, Cicadellidae. Gene Ontology annotation, biological process: positive regulation of DNA-templated transcription. The coding region runs from base 132 to 3755 and encodes 1207 amino acids. The transcript has 22 exons. The record is from RefSeq and is a predicted model, not a curated record.
UAAUGAAAUGAUAGCGAGUGAUGUGAUGAUUGAUAAGGAUUACGUUUUUGCCAACCUGUAGAAUAGAAACGAGUUAAAAUAGGCUAUAGAUAGUGAGUAGUAGGAUAUAAUCAGUCUGGAAGGUACAAAUCAUGGAAAAUCAAGACCUUCAGAAAUUUGACGAGAAACACAAGACGGGUAGAAGUAAUACUAUGGAACAACAAGUUAAGUCCAGAGCUGUUGUAAAGUAUUCUGCAGUCCAGGCUCCUGCAAACUUUGCUCGGCUUCAGUGUAACACUGACCUCAACUUGCCUCCAUCAAACUGGCUCACUAGCUCAGCAGAGUCAUAUGGUCUACAACAUGUGCUUUGUAAAUCUACUGGAUUUUCAAGUUUUAGGAUGGCCCAUAUGUUUCCUGAUUGUCUCGCUGAUGUAGACGUUGUGUCUGACGCGGAAAACAUAAAAAAACUCCUGAAGAUACCAUAUAGCAGGGAUGCGGUGAGUAUGGUGGUGCACCGCAUUGAAAAAACAUUGCUGAUUGACGAGUUUGAUUUUCACAAACAUUUACUGCGAACUUCAGAAACUGACUGGGAGUGGCUGCGCAAGUUUUUCUUUGAACAAGUUCUGCAAACUCUAAGUGAAAAGGAUGUGGGUAUGUCAAUUAAAGACAAGAGUCGUCAUGUGCUGCAACAGAGAGCUCUGGUGUCAAAGUUCCUACAUUACAGUCUUGCAGAGCCCAAGGAUAAAGACAAUGAGCCUGUAACUGCAGAUGAGCCUAGCGUGAGCAACAACCAGCAGGACUUCCUAGCGAAUAAAUGGCCGCCACUGCCAGACCCUCGGCCAGAGGAGAAGCUGCCAGAUCCAACCACAGACCACACAUUUAACCGCAACGUCGUCUGGACAUUUGAAGACAUCCAGAUGCUGCUUGGUACUGAUCUGCCCAUCUUUGGAGGCAGUACACACCCUUGCAUCAGUCUGAGACUUAGAGACAUGACAAAGCCGAUCAACGUGUUGACGGGUAUAGACUACUGGCUGGACAACCUGAUGUGCAAUGUACCUGAGGUGGUCAUGUGUUACCACCUGGAUGGUAUUGUACAACGAUACGAGCUGGUCAAAACUGAGGAUCUGCCUCAACUGCCAGACUCCAAGUUCUCUCCGAACCUCAUCAGAGAUGUUGCUCAGAACAUUCUCUCCUUCCUCAAGUCCAAUGCCACCAAGGCAGGCCACACUUACUGGCUCUUCAAAGGCAAAGACGAGGAUAUUGUAAAGUUAUACGACCUGACAAGCCUGUGCUCAGAGAACUUGGUAGAGAAGGGACAGAACCCAUUCACAGUGCCCGUGGGGAUGCUCCUGUACCGUGUGGCACGCAACAUGAAACACUCGGCCGACCCAGCGUCCAUGCGACCUGGCACCAUCCGUGCACUUCUCAACAACUGCCUCUCUCUGCUGCCCAAGGAGAAGUAUCCCCAGAUUGUGACAUCAGCACAUUACAUGCUGUCAGACCUGUACUUACCUCUGGGCGUAGACCCUCAGUUUCUGAAGGAUGAGACGUCGUCCCCUGAACCUCCAGCUGAAGAUGAAGAAGACCCGUCUCCCAUCAAGAGCCUAUGUAUAUCUCCAGACUUUCAUCCACCACCACCAUUGCCACCUUACGUACCUCCUCCGCCCCUGGUAGGCUCAGUCCAGGAGAGAUGUCAACAAGCCUUGCAUCACGUAGUAGCUGGGCUGCAAUGUCUGCCUUACUUUGAAAUUGCUCCCCAACCUCAACCAAAAUCAGACCAUGGAGAAAGAAAUUCAGAUGAAACGUCAAGUAAUGAUCAACAUGAGCCAAAAAUGGCCCAGUCUCAUCAGCCCAUCCCUAUGCCUUACACUUGCUUGGCAUCAGAUCAGCCCAAGACAUCCAAGAAUGGACCUGUGACCAAUACAUUGCCUAAGAAAAAAAAUAAAAAGAAGAAAAAUGAGUCAAACCAAAUUGAAAAAGAGAAACAAAAAAAGGACAAACCGUUGACCCCAGAAGUUAAUGAAGACCAGGAAAACCAUGUUCUGGAUCAGUUUCCUGUAUAUUUUUGGAAUUCAGACCGCAAUGCUUUGCUGAAAAAGCCGCAGGCAAUGGCACUCCCAACAUGGCAUUCUCCAGAAACUGUGGAUGAUUUGUCUUGGAAAGGUCAUCUGAAAACUUUGCUCUAUGAAAAAGCAUGCUUAGUUUACAACACAUUGGCAGAGGUGGAAUACUCUGCAAAAAGGUACGGCAAGUCACUGCUAUAUGUCAAGAUGGUCUUGAGGUGUCAUACACACAUGGCACGAGGUUGUGGUAGAUGCAACAGCUUGGUCAGUGGCAUGCUGGGUAGAGGCGGAGACAACUGCUUCCACAUCACCCGGGACUGGAACAACCUGGAAACUCACAAGAAGGACUACCAGCAACUCUCACCCACUGACAAAGCCAUAGCUCAGGAGAUGGCAGCUGAUAUACCGAGCGACGAGUAUCCAAACGAAUGUGUAAUAAUCCCAGAGGAGUUUGAGAGUGUGGAGCAGAUGUUACUUAGCAGCUGGAGUUGCUAUCAUCAGGCCCUCAAGCUGAAGCCCAGUGACGCACUGCACGCAAGAAGUGGCAAUGUGCUCAACGAACUCCACACAAUCUACUUAAACAAGAUCAUAGCAGUGGAGGUAGACAAGAGGGAUGAUCCUUUGGUCAGAUCUCAGAUAGAAACUUGGUUCAAUUUAGCUCAGCAAUAUCUAGACUUGGGCCAGGAGGAGUUUGCCAAGAUUGGAGACAAGUACAACCUAGCACUACUCCUGUCCAACUCUGGCAAACUGAUGAGGAUGCAGGCAUUGUACAAGUGCAGUCCAGACAAACCAGGACUGCAACCCGAUGAACGGGCCUUCUACGACAAGGCUCUCAGUCUGUACCAAAAGGGGCUAGGAGUGCUGGGCAGUCGCAAGUCAGGUCCCCAGGUGUGGGAUGUUAUCACAUGGGAGCUGUCCACCACUCUCUACACAAUGGCUACUCUGUAUCAGGACAAUCCUCCGGCAAUAAAUGAUAAGAGUCAAGAGGAAACAGAGAGAGAGCUUAUAGAACUUUUUACCAAAGCCCUUCAGUCAUGUGAUCUAGAUACUACAGAUUUUCGUCAGUGUAUGUACCAAUUUCGGGCAGCCAUGCUCCACCACAAAUUGGGCUCGUUCUAUCAGCAAUUGUAUAGAACAAAACAAAUGGAUGAAUCAAAAAGGAAAAAUGUUCUACACCUAGUAAAUCUUCACUAUGAUAAAAGUGGUGCACUUAUGAAAGGACUGGAACACCCAAUAGAGUACCUUAGGCUCCAGUUAGAAAGGGUGGCGUUGCAGGAAUUCUUAGCUGAGAAGAGCAACAGCCUAAAUAACAAAUUGAAGGCUCUACAAACUGGUGUGGAUUUCUUGUUAAGUUGCCGUCCUGUAUUGGAGUCUAUUAUGGAAAUGCACAAAAUGGAAGAACUGAAAACAGAAAAAAUGAACGAAUCAGCCGAAGGUGAAGCAGCCAAAAAUGGAGAUGAACAAUUUAUUAUCAAUGAGCAAGAAAAUCUUCUCAUUAUAUAUGAGGCACGGCUUCAAUAUAUCUUAAAGUCCCUUGUUAUGCUUUGUGCUUCAAGCUCCAAUCAGAGGUUUACUGGCUUGUUACCCAAAUAUAAGGAGAUGUACAGUCUAGCCCUGAAGAAGAAGCAAGGAGUCUCUCUAGCCAAUCACUUGUGUUGUGCUGUUGUUGCAAUGGAGAACCUGCAGGGGGGUAAAGGGCAAACCAUAACGUGAUGUGAUAUGUUCUUACAAUGUCUUCUUGCAAAUGGCAAAAAAAGAUUGGAAACCAAAUUGAAUAUAGACAGAGGAUAAUGUCAAUGUGUUACUACAAGUUUCUAUUCCUACGUAAAUUGAUCAUUUUAUUGUUGAUAAGUAAAAUAGUAGUAAUUUUGUUUUUGGUGUGUAUUUUUAACAUAAUCUUUUAUAAUUAAUAUUAUUUACUUAUUUGUGUUUCUA